This is a messenger RNA of Desarmillaria tabescens, 201 nucleotides long. RefSeq lists its product as uncharacterized. Lineage: Eukaryota; Fungi; Basidiomycota; Agaricomycetes; Agaricales; Physalacriaceae. The transcript has a single exon. The record is from RefSeq and is a predicted model, not a curated record. The annotation marks the transcript as partial.
GACCUUUAUUCUUACAACAUGGGGCAGGAAGGUGCAAAUGUCGUCACGGUCAUUGUGAAGCCUAAAAACAUCGACCUCCAAGGUGCUGCAGAUUUUCUUGGAGGUUACUGCAGAGCAUUGUUAGAUCAGUUCGAGAGUCGUAGAAACGCAUCCAGAAGAAGGCUAUUCCUAUGCUGCUCGCCCUCUCGAAGUUUUCGGUAA